AUGAUAAGAAAACGGAAGACUGACGCCUUCUCCCUCCGCAGGGGCCGCCGGCGGCAGCGACUGUUCAAGCUGAAGUUCCACCACCAGGCGCUCCCGCCGGAGUACCUGGACCACUACGAAGCCAGCCUCCGCCAGGAGCAGCGCGCCGCGGCCGCCGCCUCCGCCAACUCCUCGCCCGCCUGCACGCCCACCACGGCCCGCCACCCGCGCGAGGCUCUGGGCCCCGAGACCGCCCCUGCGAGGGAUGCGCCCGAGGGGGGGCUGCAAGGGGGCGUGCCCCGGCCCGGGCGCGGCGGGCGCGGGCGCGGGCGUGCGCAGCGCAACUCCAGGCCGAUCACCAUCCACGAGGCGGGCGCGGGGGCCACGGAGGCGCUGCUCAGAGACCUGCUGACGCGGCCGCACCUGCAGCAGGCGGCGCUGCAGCAUGUGGCCUUGGCCCGCGCCCAGUCCGUGCCGUCCAUCAUGCUGGCCAGCCAGCAAGGGGCGCGCAGCCCGCCCAGCCCCGGAGCGGCCGCCCAGGAAGAGCAGCUGCCGUAUAUGGGCGAGAUGCUGCUGGACGCGCGGCCGCGGCGGGGCAGGAAGCCCAAGAAGGCCGACAUCACGCACCUCAUCUCCAAGAACUACGGCAUACAUGGCGCUGGCAUGGGCGUCGCCGGGGCCAUGCAUGAGCAAGUGGCCAUGCAACACCCGGACUAUUCUCUGCACCACUUGCAGCAGCAGUUAGAGCAGCAGCAGCAGCAGCAGCAGGAGGAGGAGGCGGCCCGCCGCUACAGCCCCAUGGAGCAGGAGUCCUUGGCGCGCUCCCGCAGCUACAGCCUGCUGCAGUCCGCGCUGGCGGCCGCCGAGGCGCAGGACCAGAGCGAGCCGCUCAACCUGUGCGUGCGCGACCGCCCCUUCAAGUGCGAGCCCGAGCAGGCGCGCGGCCAGGGCGACCUUCCCCGCAUCAAGCUGGAGCCGCCCUCCGUCAUCGAGGAGGAGGAGGCCUCGCGGGGCGGCGAGAUGGGCUGCCCCGACGGCGCGGCGUGGGCGGCGGGCGGGCGGCUGGGCGUGCCGGCGCCCUGGCUGCACGACUACCGCCUCAAGACGGAGGACGGCCUCAGCUCGGGCCAGUCCACGCCGUCGCUGUGCUCGCAGUCCUCGCACCUGCCGUCGCUGUCGCCGCCCGCCUUCCCGCACAUGUCGCCGCCGCCGCCGCUCGCCUCGCCGCGCAUGCGCCUCUCGCCGCACCUGAUGGCGUGCCCGCAGUCGCCGCACUCGCCGUCGCCCGUCCCGCCCGCGUCGCCGCUGCCGCCGGGGCACCACCACCGCCACGUACACGCGCUCCUCAAGGAGUCGCUGCAGCAGCGCCUGGAGGAGGCCGCGCGGGAGAGACUCUCGCCGCAGGAGACCCUGCUGAAGGAGCGGGGGCGCGGCGGCAGCGCCCGCGGCGCCGGCGGGGGAGCGCGCAGGAAGCGCUCGGCGCUGUUCAUCCCGCCGGCCGACCCGAGCACGGAGGUGAGCAUCUGCAAGUUCAAGUUCACGGGCGGCCCCAACCCCAUCCUGGAGGAGAAGAAGAUGGUGAGUGUGGACGCGGGCGGGACGCUGCGCUACUUCAGCGGCGGCGAGCGCGGCGUGGCCAGGGACUCGCGGGCGGCGGCGGCGCACGUCAAGCUCUCGGGCAAGCUGCUCGACAACAUCACCAAGUGCGAGACGGACGUCAAGAAGAUCCGUCUGGAGAGCGACACGGAGGACACGUGCAGCCUGUCGGGGCUGGGCAGCGCCACCACCUCGCCCGUGGGCACGCUGGAGCGGGGCAUGCAGCCGCCCAUGCUGGCGCCGCCCAUGGAGGACUCGCCCAAGAGGAAGCGCCGCUCCAAGAAGUCGUCGGUGCGCGAGAAGCUGGAGCAGACGCUGCGCGAGCGCGGCCUCCUGAUCCAGACGCAGCAGGUGGAGUCGGCCGAGGGCGCCACCUACUGCAAGUUCCGUCAGCUGCGCAAGUUCACCCGCUACCUCUUCCGCAGCUGGAAGGACUAUCUCCCCGGCCAGCUGCAGGAGGGGGGAGUUCCGCUGGACGGCUACAACGACCCUCGUCACCCCGCCUUCCCCCACCACCUGGCCCGCGGCCCCCCCACCCCCGACCACCGCUGACCUCCCCCGCGCCCCGUACCCGACCCUCGCGCGCGGGCGGCGCUCCGCCACCUCAGCCUACCUGGGCAUUUACACUUCUCUCAUAAGACGGGCUGCUUGUGGGUGGUGGCUGCAGACCCCUCCUCCUCCUCCUCGUUUUCCACCUCCUCUUCCUCCUUCUCCUUCUCCUCCUUCUCUCCUCCUUCUCCCCCUCCUCCUCUCGACCCCAGGUUGUGACGCACAAAGUACAAGAUCCUCUACUCAUUAGCCAGAGAGCACAGGCUGCUCGCCCUCUCUCCGCCGACCCAGACGUGAACACCGAAGCAUGAUGAGAAAAGCAAUGAAAUCUCUCCCCUGAAAUCUGAAAGCUUCAGGUCUGAUUUCCUCCCUCGUGAACGGGUGACGCGUGGCCCCUUUUAUCUCCCCCCCUCCCCCUUCCUCCUCCUCCUCCUCCUCCUCCUCCCUCCUUCCCCUUUCAUCUUCCCUCUUUAUACGCUCGCCACCAAGAGUGAAUCGGGAUGAACUUUUAAGUUAUACCAAGAGGGAAAAUAAUGAAUUAAUUAUUCUCCUAUCUCUCUCCCUUUUUCCCUUAUUUUCCCUCUAACAUCCAUUCGUUUUCUAUAUAAUGCAUUUUACCCUGAAUGGAAUGUCUUUCCUUCUUCCCUCUUUUUUCGCAUUUUUCCCCUCACACACACCUUCUCAUCACUCCUUCUUUCGGGGAAAAUAAUAUGUCCUUUUUUCGUGGUCCAAAGAGGUUGUUCUGUGAACGGGAACCUCACACCUUGAUGAGGAGAUGAGGACUUCCAUGUAUAAAAAGAAUAGUUUGACAUAGUUACUCUGUACAUACAAGUUUAAUAUCACCGAUAAGUGUCAAGUCUCCCCCCCCCCCCCACGCUCAGCCAAGAGCACCGACGAGUGUUUAUCUCGUGACACUUUUUGCCCCUCCUUCCGUCCCCUCCCUCCUCCCCCUCCCUAACUCACUAGGAUCUCUCCUUCGUCAGACAAACACAACUGCGUCUCUCUCUCUCUCUCUCUCUCUCUCUCUCUCUCUCUCUCUCUCUCUCUCUCUCUCUCUCUCUCUCUCUCUCUCUCUCUCUCUCUCUCUCUC
Penaeus indicus is the source of this 3214-nucleotide messenger RNA. RefSeq lists its product as uncharacterized. The transcript has 2 exons. Bases 1 to 2127 code for a protein of 708 amino acids. The record is from RefSeq and is a predicted model, not a curated record. NCBI's taxonomy places the organism in Eukaryota, Metazoa, Arthropoda, Malacostraca, Decapoda, Penaeidae.